Aspergillus vadensis CBS 113365 is the source of this 651-nucleotide messenger RNA. RefSeq lists its product as uncharacterized. The record is from RefSeq and is a predicted model, not a curated record. The transcript has 6 exons. Bases 1 to 651 code for a protein of 216 amino acids. NCBI's taxonomy places the organism in Eukaryota, Fungi, Ascomycota, Eurotiomycetes, Eurotiales, Aspergillaceae.
AUGAAUGAAUGUAUUGACCAGUAUCCUACAGACCUGGAUAUUCUUAUUAUAAAGGCAUGGGGACAAGGAUUUCUAGUAGACUCUUUUAUUAUUAUAAUUACUAUUACUGCAGCUAAUAUAAAAAAAGAGGUAUUCCUACACAGACUUAUUAUAGCAGAGGUAGAUUAUACUAUAUUUUUAGAGUAUAAAAUAUUCAUCUUUUUUUAUAUACCUGCUCAGGACUGGUAUCUUUUGGUUACAGCUAUUAUUAAUAUUUAUGCUAAUUUUGCCUUUUUUAAUUGGGGCCAGGUCUUAUAUACCACUACUCGGUUACUCAAGCUGCUGUUCCAGUGCAGUAUCCGAAUCUUCACUACCUGCUUUCUUCUAUAUGUCAUUCAGCGGGGCUAUGGGUAUUUGCUGGUUCAGUUAAUUUAUAUCAGCUCAUAUUUCGGCGUCAUACUUCUGUUUAUGGUGAUUUCCGUCGUGUUUGCGGUGGUGGAUAUGUGUAUAAUCCAGGUCAAGAAUUGCCUAGGCUACCCCCCGGGAAUGGAGCUAUUCUGGAAGGAGGCCACGCACGCUCGCGGUCGGAGCAUAAACCAGCUUGUAGAAUAUAUCCCCAAGAUGUUUAUCAAAUGCCCUGAGCCAGUAUGUCGUCCACCGGACAUGGUGUAA